This is a messenger RNA of Pyricularia grisea, 15162 nucleotides long. RefSeq lists its product as uncharacterized. The transcript has a single exon. Gene Ontology annotation, biological process: ribosomal large subunit assembly; rRNA processing. Lineage: Eukaryota; Fungi; Ascomycota; Sordariomycetes; Magnaporthales; Pyriculariaceae. The coding region runs from base 1 to 15162 and encodes 5053 amino acids. Gene Ontology annotation, cellular component: preribosome, large subunit precursor; nucleus. The record is from RefSeq and is a predicted model, not a curated record. Gene Ontology annotation, molecular function: ATP hydrolysis activity; ATP binding.
AUGGCAGAGCUCGACGUCAGCCCGCAGAUUCGGUCUCUGUUUGGCGACGCGACCACUUUUGCACUCCUACCUUCUGAAUUACAGAAUAUCAGCUGGUGGGAAACUUCGACCGAAAUAUUAGACGCUGUUGCGGAGGCGUCUCUCAUCAACCCCCGGCUCACCGAUCGCAUAUUCGCCCACUUUGAGCCUGUGUUUCCCGACAUAGCAGCACGAUGGAUCCUCAGAUCCUCAACCGCAGAUGGUGUGAGGAUUGCUCGUGUGAUUUAUGCUUUUGCGAGGAUAUUACCAUUUGCUCCCCAUCUAUCUGUGUUCCUUGAAGACUUUUUGAGUGGGCGGGGCGUGAGAAUCCAGGAUGUGGCCCAUAACCCAACGCUAGUCGCUAACCCACCCAACUCACCAAACAUCUUGGAGCAAUUUCCAUUGCCUGAUAUUGAGGCCAUCUUGGUUUCGAUAUGGAGACUUAUGAGUUUUGAUCGGGAGGCCUACUCGCAACUUGUGCCGGCGCGAGUCGAGACAUUAUUUCAUCAUCCAAAGAGAUCAGUCAGAUAUCUGGCUAUUCGAAUCUUCUGUCAGCUUUUCUCGGCUUCUGACUUUACUUUGGAGACUCUCAUUGGGCAAUACGUCCAGGGCACUGAGAGCUUAGAAGCUUGGCUGGAUGGCGACACAGUGGACUAUCUAUUUCUAACCCUCCUAGAGCAUGCUCGAGCCAAACGAGUGCAAACACAUCUCACUUCGAUCCGCGAGACGGGAAACUUGGACGCGCAUUCUGAUUCACACUUCCCUCCUCAAAGACUCACGUCAGCUGUUGUUUCCUGGGGCAGAGCGCUGACGCCUCGCCCAGCUGCAGCCGUGCCAAAACCCCCUAGCCUUGUACUCACCCCAACUACCGUGUGCAACCUCGAGGAGCUGGCGACAAAGCUGCAGAAGCCAGGGCCCAUACUGCUUCAUGGCCUGCCUGGCUCGGGAAAGACAUGUAUUGUCCAGGAGGCCGCGGCAGCACUUGGCACAAGCUCCGAUCUAGUAACUUUGCAUUUGAAUGAGCAGACCGACGCCAAGAUGCUCAUUGGUCUCUAUACAACGGACUCAAAGCCGGGGUCCUUUACUUGGAGACCAGGAAUUCUCACAACAGCCGUCAGAGAAGGCCGUUGGGUAUUGAUCGAAGACCUCGAUCGGGCCCCUACAGAGGUUAUGAGUACUUUGCUGCCACUUAUUGAGCGUAGGGAGCUUUUGAUCCCGAACCGUGGUGAUACUAUCCGGGCGCCAAGUAGCUUCCGUAUCUUUGCCACGGUGAGGACUUCACUGGGUAUGGAUGGUCAGGAGAAUCUCCCGUCGUUUCUGGGACAACGAUUUUGGCAGCUCAUGUCAGUUCGACAGCUACCGCAGCAGGAAUUACGGCAGAUAAUCGACGGGAAAUUUCCAAUUCUGAAGAGACUGUCUCCCUCUAUCCUUGAUGUGUUCAAUGGCCUCUCAACUCUGCUUCGAAAUCCUUCCUCGGCGUCAAUCAGCCGAGGCGCCGUGGAGCGCCCGGUCAACGCCCGAGACCUGUUCAAGUGGUGUCGUCGUCUUGAGCAGAUUUUGACAUCUGCGGGAAGCAGGACAAGCGAAGAUAAAAUUAGUGACACAACAGUGGAUCACAUGUUCAUGGAAGCGGUUGAUUGCUUCUUAGGUAGCAUCAAAAGCCCUGCGGUUAAAGAAGUUCUCGCACACAAGAUUGGCCAUGAGAUGCGCAUGCCCACAGAGCGCAUUUCGCACAUCCUACAGAGCCAUACUCCUGGCCUGGAAGAGAGCCAGACGCACCUUGUUGCUGGUCGCGCUGUUUUAUCGAAGAGCAGACGAUCCGGCCGGGUUGCCAAGACGAAGCGUCCCUUUGCGAGCACGGUCCAUGCACGGCGCUUGCUUGAGCAAAUCGCGGUAGCAACACAGAGAAGGGAGCCGAUACUGCUCGUGGGAGAGACUGGUAUCGGAAAGACCACAGUGGUUCAGCAGCUGGCAGACUCUUUGGGUCACAAGUUAGUUGCCGUAAAUCUUUCCCAGCAAAGCGAAGUUGGUGAUCUCCUGGGAGGGUUCAAACCUGUCAAUCCUGGCAGCCUGGCAAUACCGCUCAAGGAGGAGUUUGAGGAUCUGUUUGCUGCAACAGGCAUUUCAGCGGAGCGAAACCAAAAGUACCUCAGCCAAAUAUCCAAAUGUUUUGCCAAGGCUAGGUGGAAGGAGGUCUGUAAGCUUUGGAAGCAGGCACCCAAGAUGUUUGACGAAAUUAUACGGACAUUGCAAGAGAAGCAGAACAAGAGGGAAACCAAUGACGCAGAAGACCAGCCAGCAAAGAGAAGAAAAACCGGAACAUCCAAGCUGGAUUCUCUUAUGGGUCUCAAGCCUCGCUGGGGGAAAUUUUCGGAUAACCUUGACCAAUUUGAGAUACAAAUCUCGGGCGGCUCCAAUGGGUUUGCAUUUGCCUUCAGUGAGGGCAAUAUUAUCAAGGCCGUGCGAAACGGCGACUGGGUGCUCCUGGACGAGAUCAAUCUAGCAUCUCCCGACACACUGGAGAGUAUCGCAGAUCUCUUGCAGUCGGGCCCCAACGAUACACCUUCUAUUCUGCUUUCAGAGACAGGAGAUAUUGAAAGAAUCAAGGCCCACCCCGACUUUAGAAUUUUUGCUGCCAUGAAUCCGGCCACAGAUGUCGGCAAGAAGGACCUCCCAAUAGGUCUGCGCUCGCGAUUCACGGAGUUAUACGUCGGCAGCCCUGACCGAGACGUGAAAGACUUGGUGGUCAUCAUAAAGACAUACCUUCGCGGCAACAACAGUACCAUUGAUAAGGCUUGCGAUAAAGUGGCCAAUCUGUAUCUGACAAUCAAGAAACUUGCCGAGGAGAAGGCUUUGGUAGAUGGGGCCAAUGAGGUACCUCAUUUCAGCCUUCGUACAUUAACAAGAGUCCUAACAUACGUCAAUGACGUCGCACCCGUCUAUGGCGUCUAUCGCUCUCUAUUUGAGGGCUUCUGCAUGGGGUUUCUCACACUCCUUGACCGUAAGUCAGAGAGCCUCGUUCUACCCAUGAUCACGGAGCGCCUCUCUGAAAAAUCAGCAAAGCCACCAAAACGACCUGAAGACGGCAAGCCCUAUGUCAAAUUUGUUAGCAAGGAAAAGGACCGACAGUACUGGCUGCUUCAAGGGGCAGAAGAACCCAGGGAGCGACCUGACUAUAUCCGAACACGUUAUGUUGAACGCAAUUUGCUCAACUUGGUCCGCGCAACGUCCACAAGGAGGUUUCCCAUCUUAAUACAAGGACCGACAUCAGCAGGAAAGACCAGUAUGAUCGAGUAUCUAGCCAACUACAGCGGUAACAAGUUUGUGCGCAUCAACAAUCACGAGCACACGGACCUGCAGGAGUAUUUAGGUACCUAUGUCUCUGGAAACGAUGGCAAGCUGCGGUUCCAAGAGGGCAUCCUGGUUCAAGCUAUGCGACAGGGCUCCUGGAUCGUUCUAGAUGAGCUGAAUCUGGCGCCAACCGAUGUCCUGGAAGCUCUGAACCGUCUUCUGGAUGACAACCGAGAGCUUCUCAUACCAGAAACACAGGAGGUCGUGCGUCCCCAUGAGAAUUUCGUGCUUUUUGCAACACAAAAUCCGCCUGGUCUUUAUGGUGGUAGAAAGGUCCUGUCACGCGCCUUCCGCAAUAGAUUCCUUGAGCUGCACUUUGAUGAUAUUCCUGAAGACGAACUCGAGGAAAUUCUCCAGAGGAGAUGUCGCAACACGUCACCACCUGACUGCAGAAGGAUCGUUUCUGUCUACAAGGAGCUUUCACGUCUCCGGCAGACCAGCAGGGUCUUUGAACAGAAGGACAGUUUUGCAACCCUGAGAGAUCUUUUCAGGUGGGCCUUCCGUGCUGCCGAUAACCGGGAUCAGGUGGCGCAGAAUGGCUACAUGCUUCUUGCGGAGCGUGUUCGCAAUGAAGAAGAAAGGCUUGCCGUCAAGGGCGUGAUUGAGAGUGUUUUCAAGGUGAAGAUAGACUCCGAGAUCAUCUAUGACCAGCUGUUUUCACUUGAGAUGAAGAAGUAUGGCUUAGCUGCCAACAGUCAAGGGGUAACUUGGACUAGAGCAAUGCGUCGAUUGUUUGUGCUAGUGUCACAAGCUCUGCGAAACAACGAGCCUGUCAUCCUUGUGGGCGAGACUGGAUGUGGCAAAACGACAGUUUGUCAGCUACUGGCCGAGGCGGUAGCUAAGGAGUUGCAUAUAGUCAACGCCCACCAAAACACAGAGACUGGAGACCUACUGGGAUCGCAGCGUCCUGUGCGUAACCGCGGCGCCAUCAUCAAUGCUCUCAAGGAUGACCUUUCCGAGGCCUUGAAGGGUCUUGGACUUCCAAGCGACGGCUCCAUUGAGAAGUUGCUCCAGGAUUAUCAAACACUUUCGUCUGAUCAGAUUGCUUUGAUACCAGAAGAUAUCAGGGCAAGAAUAGCACACAAUGAUGCAAGGAGCAAGGCGCUUUUCGAGUGGUCGGAUGGCAGUCUGGUUCAAGCGAUGAAGUCUGGCGACUUUUUCCUGCUAGAUGAGAUUUCUCUCGCCGAUGAUUCGGUCCUCGAGAGACUCAACUCGAUACUUGAACCCGAGAGGACGCUGCUUCUGGCGGAGAAGGGCGUUGAUACCGAGUUAAUUCGAGCCAGCGAAGGCUUCCAGUUCUUUGCCACCAUGAAUCCGGGCGGGGAUUUCGGCAAGAAAGAGCUAUCGCCCGCCCUCAGGAAUCGUUUCACCGAGAUAUGGGUACCACCCCUUUCUGACAAGCAGGAUGUGCUAGAUAUCGUUUCCUCCAAGCUUAGCGAAGAAUUUGCGUCGCUCGCUACACCUAUUGUUGAAUUCUCCUACUGGUUCGGACAGACGUGUCGAGCUUCUUCAGCUACAGCAAUUUCAAUCCGAGAAAUCUUGGUUUGGGUUGCCUUUAUCAACCAGUGCUACCAUCAAAAACCAAGUUUUGCACUGGUCCACGGCGCCGCCACUGUCUUUGUUGAUACGCUAGGCGCCAAUCCAUCUGCUCUAGUGUCUGUUGACCCUAAGAGUAUCAGCGAGCAAAGACAGAUGUGUUUGUCGAAGCUGGGCACUCUACUAGGGGAUGAGGCGGGAGUUGCUUCCUUGUAUUACAACGAACCUGCACUUCAAAUCACAUCUAGCAGUCUCUGCAUUGGUGAUUUCAGCAUUCCGAGGGACGCAGCCCACAGCUCCGCGGCUGAGGCCAAUGGCUUCGCCUUCGAGGCGCGCACGACAAAGCUGAAUGCUAUGCGCGUCAUCCGCGCACUACAGAUCAACAAGCCAAUCCUUCUCGAAGGUAACCCCGGUGUAGGCAAGACCACACUUGUCAGUGCAAUAGCCGCAGCUUGUGGCAGGCCCUUGACUAGAAUCAACCUGUCCGAUCAGACCGACUUGAUGGACCUCUUUGGUACAGAUGUACCUGUUGAGGGCGCUGAGGCAGGCAACUUUGCUUGGAGAGAUGCUCCUUUUCUUCAAGCGAUGCAAAAGGGCGAAUGGGUCUUGUUGGACGAGAUGAACCUUGCGUCUCAGUCGGUACUAGAAGGCUUGAAUGCUUGCCUGGACCACCGUGGAGAAGUUUAUAUCUCCGAGCUCGAUCAAGUCUUCAAGCGGCAUCCCGACUUUCGGUUGUUUGCUGCCCAGAACCCUCACCAACAGGGUGGAGGGCGCAAAGGCCUGCCAAGUUCGUUUGUCAAUCGAUUCAUCGUUGUGUAUGCCGACGUCUUCACGGCGGAUGACUUGCUAAUAAUAGCAAGCAAGAGAGCAAAGGGUGUUUCCGACGAAAUCGUGGGCCAGAUGAUUCAUAUGAUAUCGACACUCGAUGACCACGUCGUUACCCAGAAGUCCUUUGGCUCGCAUGGUUCUCCAUGGGAAUUCAACUUGCGAGACACUUUGCGGUGGCUUGACCUUCUCGGGUCUCCCGAUUCCGCGCUUUGUGCAUCUCGUCCAGAGGACUUUUUCGACAUUGUCAUCCGCCAACGAUUCCGCACGCACUCUGACAGGCAAGAUGUUACCAAACUAUUCUGCAAUUCGUUCCACAGAGACCCUGAAGAGCACAGCCUUUUCCACAACAGCAGCUCACUCAUGACUCACGUGGGACAUGGAUUUCUUCGCCGAGACACUUCAUCCAACCCUGAUGUCCAGCGUCCUCCCUUCAACACGACCUCGCGAUUGAAAGAAAUCGAGUCCCUGUUGAUAUGUGUCAAGCAGAACCUGCCAUGCAUACUAGUAGGUCCUUCUGGCAGUGGAAAGUCCGCACUGCUGCAACAUGUUGCUGGAAUUGCGGGCAAGGAUCUGGUCGUCUUCCACCUGAAUGCAGAUGUUGACACCAUGGAUCUCGUGGGUGGUUUUGAGCAAGCGGACCCGGUCAGAGAAGUCCUUGCAACACUGGCAGAGAUACAGCGCUACCUCAGAUCUAGUCUGCUAUCGACCAGCUCAGAGGCCAUCAGCGAUUCUCUCGAGCUCCUUCGUCUACUCGAUGCCGCCCGAAGCCACAACUCUUUGAGUCUUGAUUUCUCGCCUGUCAUUCAGGCUAUCCAGCAACUCGCAUCCAAGGUCUCAGGAGAUUCUGAUCUCGGCUUGCUUUUGGAACGUGCAUUCUCGCAAUUAAACAAGCCACUGAGCCUCGAAAAUCCACGCUUUGAGUGGAUCGACGGCAUCAUUGUCAAGGCAGCACAGGCAGGUCACUGGUUAGUCCUUGACAAUGCAAACCUAUGCAGUGCGUCUGUACUGGAUCGGCUAAACUCUCUCCUUGAGCGACCUGGAGGCUUCCUGAGUAUCAACGAGCACAGUGGCCCCAACGGAGAGCCAAGGAUCAUAGUUCCCCACUCAGAAUUCCGUGUAUUCUUGACUAUGGACCCGCGAUACGGAGAGUUGUCUCGCGCGAUGAGGAACCGCUCGGUCGAGAUUUUCAUGGACCUCCCCGCCCCAGAAGUCGCCUCCUUCCUUCAGUAUCUUAGCCAUGUGGAGGCGAGCAUGCUUAGGUAUCAUGAAGUCGUACACGUGCUAGAUUCUGAGCCUAACCCGGACCAGCCCCAAAGUGUCGCACUUCUGGCGGCUGAUCAGCUGUCUCUGAGCGACUCGGCCAUCCUUUCACGCUUCUACGCAUCUCUGAGUGCUGGUAGACUCAGCUCUGUAAAGCUUUCCGACACUACCAACGGACAUAUCAGCUUCCUUCUCUCCUACAUUCGCAAUCAGAAUUCCUCCAAUAUUGCAUCGGCUUUAGGCACAGCCGUCUUCAACGCGUACAGCACACUCAGAGACUUGAUCCCAAUGACAGCGACGGAUCCUGGAGCAGUGCGUGCUCUGGUGGAAAUGCAACCAAUUCAUCCUUUACAAGACUCGAUCGUGGCAGCACUUGUCGAAAGUAAAAGCCAUGGGCAGUUGCAUUGGUUAGCCGUAUGCUUCGAGAUUUACCAAAGCAUCUGCACCGCCGAGGAAUCUAUGGCUGAUCAGAUGCGCUCUAUCAACAUCACGAAACCGUCUACUUUGAACAGACUGCAACGGUCAUGCAUUUCGAAACAAGUCGCCGUCGUGGCAAAGGACUCCACUGUAUCGAUUUCCGAAUUUCUCUCGUCUGUUCUUGAGGCAGUUAAGCAGUACAUUAGCUCCUCACUAGAUAACCCGACGGGUUGGCAGCAGAAGAGGAACGCACUCAGGCUGUUGAUGCACUACUGGUGGAGAACAUUCAGCCUUGCCACAAGCCAUACUUUCGAGGAGGCUACUUUCCAAGCACAUCUCUUGCUCGGCACAAAACUCAUAGAAUCCCUGCACAGUAAAAUCACAUCCCACGAGCAGGCAUUGAUUUCAAGAAUAUCAAGAGACUUCCAGUCGGCUUUCGAGUUUGGCUUCAAACUGACCACAGGAGUCAGCAUGGAGGUUCUGUGGAAUGUUUUCCGCCCGGUCCCCAUCCCUCACCUGCAGACGUUUGAGCAAGUCGUGGCCAUUGAGCGCCUCGCUCAGCGGUUUGACUCUCUAAAAUGGCAAGCCAAUGCGUCACCUGAUGACCUAGAGCAUGUCAUUUCGAGUCUAGUCAAGGCAUAUACUCUGGUCCGAAACUCAGCACCCGGCACUGGAGCCUUGCUCGAAGCUGUGACAGCAGAGAUAGUCUCGCUCGAGUCUAAAACUGAGGGAAGUGUUUCUACGCCUCCGAUAUUUUCCUCCCAAUUUGAGGCGUUGCGUAAGCAACUAGUCCUCCACAGCUGCCUUUCUGCAGAAGACCAACCCCAAUCAAGGGCAUGGCUCGCUCUGUGUGGAUUGCCCACCAUAUCUAGGAUGCGCCAUCAGAUCCCUCGCGGCCCUGCCAAGCUGCUGCAGUCCCUGGACUAUCUAUUGUGUCAAGACGCAGAGGUUCAUCCUUGGUCCGGCAACACUUCAUCUUCAGUUCUUCGUAAUGUCCACUCCGCACGGGUUGGGACAUUGUCUUCACUGCGUUCCCUGGAAACAGAAAUGCCUCUGUUAGGAUUUGCUCUUGCCACCACAGCCGAACAGAUAGCUGCGAAUCCCGUCAAGCAACUCAACAGAAUGCUCAGAGAGCUCUUGGAGCAAGCUAUUAUGGCCCAUGGUAGUCACUCGCAGACUGAGCUUGGGUCGGUUUUCGAUAAGCUCGAAAAUGUUGAAGCAUUGGCUCUUAAGCCGACAGACAAGUGGCUCAGCAACCAAAAGGCACGCCUUGCGUCGAUAUUCUCACGUGCAUCAACUGAUGCUGCCGAGGCCAUAAUGGCCAACAACUUCCUCGCGUCGAUGGCCGCCCUAGCAGCUUCAAGUGUGUCAAGUCAAUAUUUGCAGAGCGUUGGCUUCUCCGCAAUUGCCUGGGUACAGUUCGCCAUCGGCUGCUUGAGGCUCUACGUGCCCGACAAGGCCUUUGACCCUCAUCUUAGGGUAAAGAUAGAGAGGGAGAGCCACGAGCAGCUCCUUGAUUCGUUGCAACAGAAGCUUACUGCUCUCACCACGUUUGAUAACACGCUCACUGAUGGCUCUCCUUCCUUACGUACCGUCCGAACCAAGGAGGAGCUCGAAUCCAUCGGGCAUGGUCCCUCAAGGGCCCCUCCGAUAUUCAGACAAACAGCACAGGAGCAAAACCAGAUCCAGGGCGAGUUUAACAAUGUUCUCAACACCAUUGUCAAUCGUGAUGUUCCGUCAUCACAGCUUCGCGCGCUCGAGGAGGCGACCCAAGAGGCCAUCGAGGGGAUACAGCUAGUCAAGGACAACGUCGCUCAGCUCAUCAAUCGACUUGCCGGCCGGUCUGUAGCAUACCAAGACAUGACAGUACCAACAAUCAACCUGCUUCGCGCUCUUCAAGUGGGUCUCUCACUCUCCGACAGCUGCAUCGCCGAGGGCUCGAACAAAACUACCAACACAUUCUUCUCUGUUACGCCGCUUGUUGGUGGUACAUUAUGGACCCCAGGUACUCAGAAUCUUCAAACAAAGUCGUUGGAGUUUCUAUCUGUUGCGAAGGCCUAUGCCAGCGUUGAAGGCCUCGCCACCAUGAGUUCGGAGGCCCGACAAUCUGUCUUUGAGAGCUUCCACUACUUAUAUGAGGAGUGGAAUAAAAAGCUUGCAUCAGAGCGUAAGGCGGAAGAAGCAAAGAGCAGUCUUUAUCGUUUUAGAGGCAGCUUUGAGGACGAGGAAGAGCACGACCAGGCCGAGUUUAACGAGCUCUUCCCUGACUAUGAAGCCCCCGAGGACACGGCUGAACAGUCUUCCCGAACACAACCCCACAAAGUGCGAGACCUUUCGGUUCGACUGGCAAAGCUCCAUAGGGAGCUGUUUCUGUCCAAGCUUGCGCCUGAAGAUGAACUACAGCGAAUCUGCAAGGAGGUGGCUCGAACUGCCGCCAAGAGCAGCCAGAUUGACGUCAAUCUUCAAGUGAGAGACAAGAUGCUGCUUUCAUCUGCCAUACUUGUGGUUCAUGAAGAGCUUCAAGACCUAAAAUCCACCGUCAUUACCAACACAUACAACUUUUAUACGGAUGCCAAUCUGUCUGAAGCUCGUAGGCUCAUCGAGGUUGUGCACAGGACUCAGCUCAAGUUCCAGGAACUCCAGCGUGUGGAUGAGAUCGGUCAUCUCCAACCCCUUGCGGAUGUAGUCAACGCGUGCUCGCGCGUCCUGGAGCUGGGCUACGCCGACCCUCUCGCAAAGAUACUUCCAUCACUAGAAAAGCUACACGAGUCUUUGUACGAAUGGCAGUUUCGGGGCUAUGCCAGCCGUCAAUACAUCUCAGCCACUCUGUACGACAAAAUUACCGAGACGAUUGUGUCCUGGAGAAGGCUCGAGCUCUCUACAUGGGCCAAACUUUUCGAUUCAGAGUUGCAGAAGUGUCGGGAAGAUGCAGAUUCGUGGUACUUUGUCGCAUACCAAGCACUCAUUGCUGGGCCUCUGUCGCUCAUGGAGAAGGGCGUCGACCUACGUACUCACGCGCCUGCACUCCUGCAAGAGUUGGAGCAGUACUUUGUCAAUUCGAUUCUAGGAGAGUUCACCACCAGGCUCAACAUGCUGAAGCAGUUCCAAGCCCAUCUUGACCUUUUGGCCCUUGACUAUCCCGCGCUCGCUGCCAUAAGGGAUGCGUUGCGCAACUUUUUGACCUUCUACUCACGGUUCGAGAUCAAGGCCACAGAAGCCAUCCAGCGGGGCAGAUCAUCGCUGGAAAAGACAAUGAAGGAUGUGCUACUCAUGGCCAGCUGGAAAGACACGAACGUGGUGGCACUGAGAGAAAGCUCCCGCAAGUCACAUCUCAAGCUGUUCCGGCUCGUUCGAAAGUUCCGCGCCGUGCUUGGGCAGCCAAUGAGACCCAUCAUCGUGGAUCAAGGCCUCCCUGAUGAUGCACAGCUGGGUCUUCCUGAGUUGUUCGGUCACUCAGCAAAGCUGGUAUCAGGUCUGGACAUGGCCAAGCAUGGAGGUGAAACGCUUCAAGUCUGUCAGCAGCUUGAGAGUAAGUUGAGCAAAGACUCAAGCGCUAUACGGCUAUCAAGAGCCGAGCAUCUCGUUCACAAGAUGGCUCAAAUGAGCACCAUACCAGACUCGGCGGUCACAGCUGCUGAGCUUCUGGACGGCUUUAUGUCGGACACUAUUUCGUCCAUAGCAGAGCUGCGCAAAGAAACGCCGGGUUUUCUCACCGAGGAAAACAAGGCACAAGUCAAGCAUCUCAAGACCCGCAAGGUGAAGCUGUUCAACGACACCCUCAAAUCCAUCCGCCAGAUGGGCUUCAGCUACAAUCUCAGCCAGAGCCGACUGGCAAGACAAGCAUCCACCCCCGCCGUUCUUGCCUGUACGCAGCCUUUGCACAGGCUUGGAGCUGGUCAGAGUCUCGCUGAGUAUCAAUUCGACAAAUUUAUCGGUUUAGGUCCCAGAUGGCGCAGCGCUAUUCAUGACCAUCAUGGCGAUCUCAGUCGCGAUGUGAUCCAACGUAGUGCGGGUUACCUCGAAGGUAUUUUGCUUGUUGCACUGCAGCAGAGAGAAGUGCUUGGCGGCGAGAGCCAAGAACUUGGAAAUUAUGAGGAUACAGUACAGAGGAUAGUCAGCAUUGACAUUGUAACUGCGAACCGCUCGAGCCAAGAGGACAACUGCGUAGUUGUUUCGCAUCAAAUCACAGAGGACUUCCUGGAACGGUCGCUUCGUUGGCUCAUUCAGGUGCUCAGACUUGCAGUGCAAGUGGUUGAUGCACAUGCCACGUUGGGCAAACUUGACAACAAGCUCGCUAUGGAGGCAUUGCAGUCAUGGGUAUCUCGACUGUCGACACUCCAGGAGAGCCUGGAGGCCCAGCCCAGUCUUCCAACCGGUCUCUCAAGUGCUGUUGCCCAGGACACACGACAGCAAAUCCGCGAAGCCUUCUCCGCAGCUGAACAAGACAUGAACCGGCUCAGCAAGCAGAGGCCGGACCUGGCUUUCUUACUUGAUCAAGUCCCUCUCUGGACUAAUGUGCAAGCCACACAGCCGUCCAGACGACAAAAGUCUACGUCGUUGACUAGUCCUGAAACGAUAUACAGCGAGGUUCUGACCACGGUCCAAAAGGUUCUGAGCGCCUUGCAGAACCUAUCAAAAAACCUAGCCACACUACCUACAUCUGUUGAUGAUGCCUCUUGGCUUGUUGAGUACAGCACCGGUCUUUCCACCGCUCUCAGGUCCCUGCAUAUCAGCACCAUCAAUAAAGACCUCAGAAAAUGUCUUACAAAGCUUUCGUGCGUUCGAUUCGAUGAGCGCCAAGAGAGCUGCGCAGCAACCUCGCUGUUCAUCACAUCAAUGCCUAUUUUCCAGCAGUAUGCUGCGAUCUCUAGACAUAUAAUGGAAACGCUCGCGCACCUUCACCACUCUACAUGCAAGGUCGGGCAUCAAUUAGGGAAGUCCUUCCUGGAUAUUGCCUCCCACGGCUUCUGCAUGCCCCAAGAGAAGUCGGACGAAACCUCGGGUGACAAGGGCAAGAUGGAGGGAGGCAUAGGUCUCGGAGAUGGCGAAGGUGCCGAGAACAUCAGCAAGGAUAUUGGCGAAGAUGAGGACCUCUCCGAGCUGGCCCAAGAACCUAAUCAGCAGCAGAACAACGAGGAUAUGGAUGAUGAGGAGGACGCAAUCGAUAUGGGAACUGAUGAGAUGGAGGGAGACUUGGCCAGCGUGGGUGGUGGCGAUGACGAACAGGAUGGUGACAAGUCUGGGGAUGAGGACGGUGACGAAGACGAAAUGGACGAACAAGCCGGUGAUGUUGACGACCUUGAUCCCACGGCGGUGGACGAGAAGAUGUGGAACGACGACGGCGAGGAAGCAGACAAGGACCAGAAGGGUGACGCAGCCAGCGGCAAACAGCAAAAGGACGAAGAGGUCGGCGCCACUGACUCUAAAGCCAAGCAAGCCGAGGAACAGCAGCAAGGUGAAGAACCUGCAGAGGCAGAGGAAGCUGGGGAGGAGGCGGGCCCGCAGGAUGAGGAAGCCAAGCCGCAAGAGGAGCUCAACCAACAGGAUCAAAAUGUCCAGGAGAGUGAGGCGCUGGCUUUACCGGAUGAGAUGGAGCUGGACAAGGACGAUGGUGACGAUGAUGAUGGCGAUGACCUCGAUGACCUUCCCGAGCUUGAGAAUGAUCAGGCUGAGGCGCAAGGAAUGGAGACAGACUCUGAUAAUGAUGACAACAAUGACGGUACUACAGAAGCGCCGAAGGAAGCGGAAGGCAUCGAGGAUGAGAUAGCGAGUGAGGAUGAGAUAGGAAGUGAUGAGGAGGAUAUCGUCAAGGGCGAGGAUCAAAUGGACGAAGAUCCCAAAGAUGAGGCUGAGGCUGAUGAUCCGGACGCUCCAAAGGAAAAGGAAUCGGGACCGGACCAAGAUCAGGCCCGCGACAACAACGCAGAUCCAGAGAAUGCUGCUUCAAGCGACGUAAAGAGCGGGGGCGGCCAAGACCAGCACGACAAUCAGCAGGAGAACAGUGAAGACACGCAAGAAAAUGCCGGUCAACGGGACCAGGGCGACAUGACCGAGUCUGGAGCAGAUCAAAAUGCAUCCGCCGCAAGCCAGGGCAAGGUCUCAGGCAGAGAGGAAGCGCCGCAGCCAGAUGGCGAACAGGGUGCCGACUCAGUUGAACAGGAGUCUUUGCCGUUCAAAAAGCUGGGAGAUCUCCUUGAGAAAUGGUAUCGUAACAACAAAGAUAUCCGCGAGGCUACCAAAGACCAAGAGGAAGCAGAUACGAACCGCCAGGCUCAAGAACCCAAGGAUCAAGCUGCAAUGGAUGAGUUCCAGCAUCUGCAAGAUGAAAAUGCACCAGCAGAUACUCAGGCUCUCGGGGCUGCCACGGACGAAGAGGCAAAACCGAUCGAUGACUCCAUGGCGAUAGAUGACGAUGCCGAGGCGGACAAGGAUAAACCACAGCUGCUACCUGAUCAGAUGGAGGAUGAAGAGGAUGAUGCUAAAACGAUGCAAGAUGCCGCUGAAGAAAAUGCCGAUGAGGCUACUGGCGAUGAGAACAACAAUGCCGAGGACGGGAAAGGCAAGAACAGCAAAAACGACCGUGACCAAGGACGGUCUGGUGUUGCCACGCGGCAGGGAGCGUACCACCGAGACAAGACUGCAUCUCCUGAACCAGAGCCCGUUGAAGAAGCUCAAGACGUAGAUGCUGUCGACGGCGAAGUAGAACAAGAAGACGAAAUGGUGCAAGAGACUUCGACUCAACUUUCAGCAACCCACUUGGUUGACGAGAAAGCCGAGGAAUCGCCACCAAGAGACCUCGCCGAAUGCGUCGAGUCGUGGAGCAAGUUCCAGACCAAGACACACGGACUUUCGCUGUCCCUGGCCUCGCAGUUACGACUGAUCCUCACACCGUCGCAAGCCACCAAGCUCUCAGGCUCCCACCGUACAGGCAAGCGGCUCAACAUCAAGAAGAUCAUUCCAUACAUUGCGUCAGGCUACAAACGCGACAAGAUCUGGAUGCGUCGGAGCGUGCCUACCAAGCGUACCUACCAGAUACUUCUUUGUGUCGAUGACAGUCUGAGUAUGGGCAACAUCGGCAUGACUCCUUCUCAGGCUGCAGCUUCUGGCGGUGUGGUUGCUGCCAAGGAUGCCGAGGUUGAAGGCCCCGGCGCACUUGCACUCGAAUCGCUGGUCAUGGUAUCGCGUGCCCUCAACAUGCUCGAGGUCGGCCAGGUCGGCGUUCUCGGCUUCGGAUCCUCCGUCUUUGUCGCCCACGAGCUCGCCGAGCCUUUCUCCACCCUCGACGCCGGCGCCCGCGUCUUGCAGAACUUCUGCUUCAAGCAGGACGGCACCGACGUCGCCCUCCUGAUGCGCCGCAUAAUCGACCACUUCACCACGGCCAGGCUGCAGAGUUCGUCCUCGUCGGGCCAGCAGGACCUGUGGCAGCUGGCGCUGGUCAUGUCGGACGGCCUGACGCCGUCGUCGACCCACGACCGUAUCCGUCGGCUGCUGCGCGAGGCCAUGGAGGAGCGCAUCAUGGUGGUAUUUAUCGUCAUGGACGACCCCACCGCCACGGGCAAGAAGGGAGACAGCGUCCUGGACCUCAAGGAGGCCAAGUUUGUCAAGGACGAGGCCGGCAACAGCCGCGUCGUUCUCGAGCGGUACCUCGAUACCUUUCCCUUCCCAUACUAUCUCAUCGUGCAUCAUCUCGACGACCUGCCGAAUGCGUUGGCCGGCCUGUUGAGGACAUGGUUUGCGGAAGUGAAUGCUUGA